AUGGGUUCACCUGUCCAUUCUGAUUUCAUUCGGGCGGAUACGUCCAAGAUUGAACCGUCCAUAACUCAUACUGUUUCCAACGGAGCUGUUUCCAUGAGCCCUGAGCUCUUUGAGAAGCUAUACCUGACUCCGAAGGUUCAUCGUGCUGGGGGCAAUAUCAAGCGGUUUGCAAAUCCAACACCCCUAGGAUUCAUUGGGCAAGUUUCGGCGACCCCUCCUUGGUGGCUUCCAGCUGAGAUUUUCUUCUUCGUUGGUCCAGUGCUUCUGAUUCUGACUUGCAUUUUUGAAUGGGUCAUGGGCAACCUUUUUCCCAUGAUGGUAUGCGGCGUGCUCGCCGUGUUUUGGUUGAGUUUUGGUAUGUUGAAGCUGCCUACAUUGAACCUUGAGGCGCCAUAUACCUCUGCGGAUAGUGGUCCUGCUGGCGCACUCUCGACCGGAUUCAACGCUGUCAUUGCGCUGUACCUGAUCGUCUGGGGGUUUACAAUUUUCACUUUCCUCAUCCUAUCAAUUAGGACGAACGUUGUCUUCGUGAUGAUCUUUGUCUCCGUCACUGUAGGUGUCUUUGUUCUCAGUGGGGCAUACUGGAAGGCUGGAGGUGCGAUUAUCUUCGUCGCAGGAGCCCUGGCACGGUAUAUGGUCAUUGUCAUGAUGGCUGUUGAGAUGCAGUAUCCUGUCUUUCUUCCUGUCGGUGAUUUGUCACACUGCUGGGAAAAGCCAGCCGGACGGGGCUUUACUACAGAUGACGAAGUGUAG
This is a messenger RNA of Exophiala spinifera, 753 nucleotides long. RefSeq lists its product as uncharacterized. Gene Ontology annotation, cellular component: plasma membrane. The record is from RefSeq and is a predicted model, not a curated record. Gene Ontology annotation, molecular function: acetate transmembrane transporter activity. NCBI's taxonomy places the organism in Eukaryota, Fungi, Ascomycota, Eurotiomycetes, Chaetothyriales, Herpotrichiellaceae. Bases 1 to 753 code for a protein of 250 amino acids. The transcript has 4 exons.